AGGCAAAAACAAAAUAACCCAAAAAACAAAACCGAAAAUAAACGAGUUGCAGGGCCAGUCUGGGACUGAGGCUGAGACUGAGAGAGCUAAUCUGUUGUGCAGUGAGUCUUCUUUUUUUUUUUGUUUUUUGGUUUGCUUUUUAUCAGUACAUAACGAAAACGAAAGUCGUUCCGGAUCUUUCCUCUGACGUGCUCUACUCUUGCCCUGCCCCUUUUUGUUCGCCGGCCAACAUCAUAUAUAGAGAGACAACAAUAAGGGUGACCUUCAUGCCUAACCGAGCGGGCAACGAGCAGCAAACAAACAAACACAAACAGCAAUCAAACAAGCCAUUUGAAAUAGCCAAAUAAAUCGAGCCUCAAAAAGAUCUUUCAACGGUCGGUCCGUCCACCUGAAUAUCAAAAGUAAUAACAACUACAACAAAUAAGCCAAGGUAACCCAAAAUCAUCAUGGGGAUCAGACGCACCUCUUGGGUGCAACUCGUCGUGCUGCUGCUGCCGCUUGUGCUCGUACUUACUGUUUCAUUUGUUGGCUCUGCCAAGGGCGCCAGCAAUCAGAGCUCAACGCAGACAUCAACGCAUUGGCAACAGCACCAACAGCAUUAUCAAAGCCACUUAAACGAAACACGUUCGAAACAGGAUCAGUUAUUAUCCAAGGAGUCAUUAGGCUUAGUGCUUAACUCCCCCCAUGAAACGCAUUUGACACGCACCUCCGUCAUCUUUGGACUGACCAAAGUGGCCAACGGCAGCAUCGUCAAUCCAUUGUGUCAAUCCCAGUUGCGACAUGUGCAGCGAGGCAUUCUCAGCAAGCAACCGUGGGCCAUGAAAGUUCUCGAUGCUAGUGGCACAAAACCAUCGGGUUUUGUGUAUGGACAAAACUAUUGGUUUGGCAGUCGAGAGGCCUGCAAGGAUGUCCAGCGACCUGUGGGCAUAACCCUCUCCAAGAACUUUGAUCGGGUGAUGCAUUUGGGUUUGAUUACCCAGCGAGCGCCCUUCGAUAUGGACUAUAGAGUGGUUUAUUUGCGUCACAGUUCCCCAUGGCAAGUGGAGAUCAAAUUAAUGUCAGAACAAAUAAUUCACAUUGGACUAUGCCUGCCGACCGCCUGCUCGUCACAGGAGCUCAAACAACUCUCCGAAGAGUACGUGUCCAGGGGAAUGUUCACUGAGAACGAUAUCUUUGACAUUCGUCCCGAGGUGGUGUACAUAAAGGAUCUGCAGUUAAGCGACACAUUCUAUCAGCGUAUGAGCUUUCGACUGGUGGUCACCUGCGUUAUAGCGACCUGUGCUCUUAUGCUGUGCUCGCAGCAAUUAAUGGCGGAGGCCAAGAAGAGAAAAACACUGGCCCCACCAGACCUUGAUGGUAAUGAUGAUGAAAAUGAAGAGGACCGAGGUCUGGUUCCGGCUGAAUCAGAACUCUGGCGAUUCCUUCACACUCUCUUGCAAUGGGAACGUCUGCAGAGAUUCGUAAAAUGCUACGAUGUCCCGGGCAAUUGGGCUAAGAUCUUUGCUAUUAGGGAGAACAGUGUCCAUGAAAUUCCUCUGAUGAAUGGUCUGCGAUCUGUGUGCGCCAUCUGGAUUAUGGUCUUUCACGUCGUGUGGUUCAUGUACUUCACCGUUCACAAUAAAACAGUGCUAAUAUCCUAUGCCGAGCAGGCCUUUUUUCAAUACGUCUCGUCGGCUCCAUUGCUGGUCGAUGUCUUCUUCACAAUCAGUGGGUUCCUGCAAACGUAUAACUUCCUUCGCAACUCGCAGCAAUUGGAGGCAGUGCGUCUAAAUGGUUUUUUACAGAAUCUAAAACUUUUCGGCAAGCUUCUGUUCCAUCGUUAUUUGCGUUUGGGUCCGCUCUAUCUGGUCGUGAUGGCCACAGUGGAUUUGGUAUAUGCCUACAUUGGCGACGUCUCGGUCUACCACAUAAACGAGCGGUUUGACGAGAUGUGCUCGAGACAUUGGUGGCGCAAUUUGUUCUUCGUACAGAAUCUCUUUGAUCAUCGUGAUAUGUGCGCCAAUUGGAGCUGGUCGUUGGCUUGUGAAAUGCAGUUUUUUAUACUGGCCAACGGCCUACUUUUUCUGUAUGUCAAGCACCCCAAGGUAACAAAAACAUUGGUGACUACAGCCCUUUUCUCGACAAUUGCCUGGUCGUACGGCAUUGGCUUGUCCAUCAAGUUCCAACUGUCAUUCGAUUCGGCAUUUGCCACCGGCACAGAAAUCUAUACGUCGCCCUUCGUGAGAGUUCUUCCGUAUAUUUUGGGGGCCAUCACGGCCUGGAUGUUGCUAGAGCGAUCGAAAAAGGGUUCAAAAUGGGAAUUAAGUGAAGUAAGGGAACGUUGGGCGUGGCAUUUUUCUCUCAUGGUCUUCUUCGUUUGCAUCUAUUCGACAAUAAAACGAGAUCUCGGAUCUCUUAUGGCCAUAACUCUUUUUGUGAUGGGCCGUCUAUUCUUCUCUUUGAGCGUGUGCUGGAUGAUUUCGGGCAGUGCCACGGGACGUGGUGUCUGGUGGUCACGACUUCUGGAGGCCAAGGGCUUCCAACACCUUAGCCGCUUGUCCUACGCCAUUUACUUAUUAAAUCCGCUAGUCAUUGCAUUGUUUUACAGUCUCACCAGCUCUAGCACGCAUGCCGAUCCCUUUAUGCUGUGCGUUGUCACCUGCGGCUUUGCUGUCAUCUGUUACCUGGCCUCCAUCAUAUUCUCCUUGGCAUUUGAACUACCCUACAGUAAUAUGUCCAGUUUGCUGCUGAAACGAGGCAGCAAAUCAAAAAAUGCCUAAAUGAUGCUUAACUUAAGUUAGAAAUUAUAAACUCAAACGCCUCCAUCAGAUACAAUUGUGAUCGUUUUCAUGUACAACUCAUUUUAAUCUAAUCAAUCCUAGUUUAGUCAUAUAGCUGUAGAUCUUUUGGUGGCCACCAUAAAAUUAUUGUUAUGUUAUGCCUCGUUACUUAACUGUUAAUUUUUUUUUUUUUAUCGUUUACUAACUGUACUAACUGUACUCCAACUAUGUACAUAUAGUAUGAAAAUUAUAUUGUAUGUAUUUAGAGACACAGCUUAGUUAACUGUGAAGAGCAUUUGAGAAUCUGAAUUCAUGUGCGAACACGGACCGCCAGUUUCUGGUAGAUCUCCCCUCGCUUAGAUACUGUCG
Molecule: messenger RNA, 3128 nt
Organism: Drosophila willistoni
Lineage: Eukaryota; Metazoa; Arthropoda; Insecta; Diptera; Drosophilidae
Product: nose resistant to fluoxetine protein 6
Exons: 6
Coding region: 447-2759 (770 amino acids)
Molecular function (GO): acyltransferase activity, transferring groups other than amino-acyl groups
Source: RefSeq, a predicted model, not a curated record